AACUCAUAUAACCUGACUUCUGUAGUGCAACUGAGCUUUUGCUUUCUGUUUUUACUUCUCUCAACCUCAGAAUUGGGCUCUUGUUGCUAGGAACUACUCAGAAUUUUAGGAUGGCCCAGCAAUUUGUAGAUAGUCAUAUUGCACCUGAUAAAGUGGUUGUAUUUGGAAAGAACAGUUGCCCUUUCUGUAAAAGUGCAUUAGAUCUUCUGAAACAAAUUAAUAUCAAGCCUGGCCACUUGGAAUAUAUUGAUCUUGCACGCCAAAAGAAUAUGGAUGCCAUUCAAGACUACCUUAUGCAGUUAACGGGUGCCCGAACGGUUCCUCGAAUUUUUAUUGGGGAAACAUGUAUUGGUGGUUUUACAGAUCUAGAGGCUCUAAACAAUAGUGGAGAACUUUCUGUCAUGCUAAAGAAGAUUGGAGCUCUGUGAAGAGCAACAAUAACUACAGGAUGAAAUUACCCUGAAGCUGUACCUACAGGAUUUGGGAUUAGAUUAAUUGGGUCUCCCCUCUUGUCUUCACCAAUUUUGUAUUUCUGAAGGAAGGCAAUACAAAAAAAUAGUUUUGCUUACUCUCUGGCUUCUAAGACACAGCUUUACCCUCCUUUGAUUCCCUGUUAGUAUGACUGUUUUUCUGCUAAUAAAGUACACAUAACCAGAAUGAAUAAAAAAAUAAUAUUUG
Molecule: messenger RNA, 678 nt
Organism: Pantherophis guttatus
Lineage: Eukaryota; Metazoa; Chordata; Lepidosauria; Squamata; Colubridae
Gene: GLRX
Product: glutaredoxin
Cellular component (GO): mitochondrion
Molecular function (GO): glutathione disulfide oxidoreductase activity
Source: RefSeq, a predicted model, not a curated record